Selaginella moellendorffii is the source of this 660-nucleotide messenger RNA. RefSeq names its product germin-like protein 1-2. Lineage: Eukaryota; Viridiplantae; Streptophyta; Lycopodiopsida; Selaginellales; Selaginellaceae. Bases 1 to 660 code for a protein of 219 amino acids. The record is from RefSeq and is a predicted model, not a curated record. The transcript has a single exon. Gene Ontology annotation, molecular function: manganese ion binding. Gene Ontology annotation, cellular component: cell wall.
AUGGCUUUGAAUACAUUCCUUGUAGCUCUCACAUUUCUCUCCUCGGCUCGCAUCUUCUCUCUUGUGGAAGCUGCCGACCCCGAUCCACUCCAGGACUUUUGCAUCCCCAGCAACACCUUGAUCGAAGGCUCUCCCUGCAAGCCAUACUCCCAAGUCACCUCCAAAGACUUCUACUCGAGCCUCCUCCGCACCAACACCGAUACUACAAACACCCUCAACCCUCUCUUCAACUUCUCGCAAGCCAUCGUCACCACUUUCCCGGCUCUCAACACCAUGGGACUGUCCAUGGCGCGGAUCUAUCUCGGGCCCAAGGGUGUUGCCAGGACUCAUACUCAUCCCCGGGCGAGCGAGCUUGUUUACGUCGAGAAGGGUGUUGUGGAGGCUGGCUUCGUGGACACGAACAACAAGCUUUUUGCCCACAAGAUGCGUGCCAGUGAUCUGUUCGUGAUCCCGCGAGGCGUGCUUCACUACGUGGUGAAUGUUGGACGAGAGCAGGCAAUUGUUUUGGCUGUGCUCAACAGCCAGAAUCCUUCUUUCCAGAUACCAUCGUUUGCAUUGUUUGGACCAAAGUUGCCAUAUGAAGUCCUGGAAGCGUCAUUCAGUCUCAACAGGACCACUAUUGAUGCACUGCACGAGAUCUACAAGAAUGUAAUCGCUUGA